Molecule: messenger RNA, 1650 nt
Organism: Capsella rubella
Lineage: Eukaryota; Viridiplantae; Streptophyta; Magnoliopsida; Brassicales; Brassicaceae
Product: probable apyrase 3
Exons: 8
Coding region: 1-1443 (480 amino acids)
Biological process (GO): nucleoside diphosphate catabolic process
Cellular component (GO): membrane
Molecular function (GO): nucleoside diphosphate phosphatase activity
Source: RefSeq, a predicted model, not a curated record
AUGAAUCCGGAGAUGGAUGAACUCAAGGCUCCUAUUCUACCCGAUCACCAACCAUCAUCGCCGCCGUCGAAACUCAAGAAACGAAUUAUCAUCCCAACCGUCAUUUCCGGGGCUCUAGCGUUGGGGAUAGUGUCCUUACUUCUCAAUUUAAAUCCAGCUCCAGUUCCAGCUCCACCAUCCGGAAAUUUGUACAGCGCCAUUAUCGAUGCCGGGAGUUCAGGGUCCCGAGUACAUGUGUUCAAGUACUCCAUUGAUCAGUUUGGGGUACCCGUUUUCAAUUUCGGAAGUCUCAACUACGAGUCGUUUAGUAUUCCAGAUGGUUUGUCAACGUUUGCUAAUAAUCUGGACGGAGCGAAAGUGAAAGUGCAAGAACUUGUGGACUUCGCCAAAGCAAAGAUUCCCGAGUUGAUGUGGAGCAGGAGUGACAUUAGGUUAAUGGCGACAGCUGGGAUGAGAUUGAUUGCUUAUGAUGAUCGAGAAAACAUUCUUAAUGCUGCUAGAGAAGUUCUUCAUGCUUCUGGACUUAGUUUUCGCGACGAAUGGGCUUCUGUUAUCAGUGGAUCUGAUGAAGGUUUAUAUGCUUGGGUAAUUGCUAAUUACGCACUUGGUUCGCUUGGAAAUGAUAAGUCGCCAACAACAGGGAUUCUUGAGCUCGGUGGGGCUUCUGCGCAGGUGACAUUUGUGUCGAGUGAUAAGCUUGUGUCUCAUGUGGAUUCGCGUAACAAAACCUAUGGAAGUGUUCCGUAUAAUAUCUACAGUCACAGUUUCCCCGACUCUGGGAAGGAUGCAGCAAUAAAAAGGUUAAUGGAUAAACUACAAAAGUCAACUGUUGGGGACGAAAAGGUUAAAGACCCUUGUACUCCAAAAGGAUACAAAUACGUAAAUCAUCAAAACAAAUAUUUAUCUGUAUUCCUAGCUGAUGAAAGCGAAUAUACAAAGCUUGAAGCUGCUGGUGAUUUCACAGAUUGCAAAACCAAAACACUUGAACUUUUGAAAGAACAAAACGAUAUGUGUCCAUCUAGUUAUUGUGCUAUUGGAUCAACAUACACACCUAAGCUUAAAGGAAAUAGUUUUUUGGCUACAGCAAGUUUCUUCUUCACCAGCACGUUCUUCAAGUUAGAUCAAAAAUUUUGGUAUUCCGACUUGAGGCAUAAGGGCGACGCGUUUUGUCGAAAAGAUUGGGACGAACUGGUAAAGGAAUACGAAGGAACUGAUCUAGAAUAUUUGCGUGGGUAUUGCUUCUCAUCAGCGUAUAUAAUCUCAAUGUUUGAAAGACUUGGUACUCCUAGAGUCAUAUUUUCGAAUAAAGUGAAGAACACACCAUUAAAUUGGGCAUUGGGUGCUUUCAUUGAUACUGUCUCACAGCCUAGUAUCUCCCCUGCUCCAAGUCCUGCACCCACUUAUGGUAAUGGUGAUAAUUCUAGAAGAUUUCUUGGCUUUUGAUGAUGAGUUUAGGGGUUAGGGUUUAGACCGGAGGAAACCAAACCCAAAGUUCAAAGAUCAAGUCUUAUUACUUGGUCUUUUCUUUUGUUUUGUUUUUAAGAAAAUAAUUAGAGCACUACUUCACUUCCUCUUUUGUAAGAGAAGAGUGACUUAUUCCCUUCACAAGAUUAUAUUUUCACUUUGUUCCCAUGUUUUUAUUUAAGUAAA